Fopius arisanus is the source of this 1554-nucleotide messenger RNA. It is a transcript of the gene Npc2b, whose product is annotated as ecdysteroid-regulated 16 kDa protein. Gene Ontology annotation, molecular function: sterol binding. Gene Ontology annotation, biological process: intracellular cholesterol transport. The record is from RefSeq and is a predicted model, not a curated record. The transcript has 3 exons. Lineage: Eukaryota; Metazoa; Arthropoda; Insecta; Hymenoptera; Braconidae. Bases 172 to 645 code for a protein of 157 amino acids.
CGCUAUUCGAUUCCUCAUCCUCCUUCGAGCGGUCGAAGAAUCAAGAGAUCGGAACAGUCGUUAGACACUCGUUGUGCCAGACUGUCUUUCGUGUGAAAGUCUGUUUACAAGUUUUGAAGAUAAUUAUCCUGCAGUUCUACUCUUCAGAAGGCAGAGAAAACUUUCGCUGAGAUGUUUGGAAAAACGACGCUUGUAUUCACGACUGUUCUGUGUUUGAUCGCCCUGGGGGAUUCCACGGAUGUUAAGCAAUGCGCAAAUGGUGGAGGAAACACCAUCAAGUCCACUGUGAUAACUGAGUGUGAUGAGCCACCAUGCGAAUUGAAACGAGGUACUAGGGUAGAGAUUGAACAGAAAUUUGUACCAGAUAGGGAUGUUAAAUCACUCAAGACUUCUGUCCAUGCAACAAUACUCGGAUUACCUCUACCAUUUGUCGGAGUUGAUGGGAGUGAUGCAUGCAACCAUGUUUACGAUGCCCAGGGAAAUGUUGCUGGGUGUCCACUGAAAGCAGGCACUGAGUAUCAUUACAAGAAUGGAUUUCCUGUUCGGAAAAUUUAUCCCAAGGUUUCUCUGGACGUCUACUGGGCGCUGGUUGAAGAUGGCAAUCCCAUCACUUGCUUUGAAGUCCCAUCGAAAAUCAUUGAUUAAAAAUAUUUUUGUAUUUUUCCCAUUUCUUUAAUUAUGAAGCUCCAAUUAUUUGGAAUACUUCAAAAAUAAAGUACAUUUUUUUACUCUUAGAGCAGUGAUCCAGUGUUUGGAACUUCUUGUUCGUCUAGUCGAUCAAUCUCUUCUUGACAAGUGGUGCCACCUUUAAGUGAAUUUCGUAACUUUCUCACCUCACGAAUCUGAGUUAUGAACACGUAUUUAUCAUUGUGACACGAAACAACAGACGUUGGGAUGAUCAUAGGAUAAUGCUGUAAUUUUCCACUCUUACAUAUUUGUUUGAACAUAAUCAUUCUUCCGAUUUAAUGAUAUCACAGAAAUAAUGGUAUCUACAUCCGUAAUUUAGUGGAUGAUGUGGAUACAUAAUAUUCUCUUGGAAAAUUUGUAGGUUAUAUGAUUUUUGUUCGCUUUUGUAUUUUUUCUUUCAAUUACAUCCGCAAAUAUUGGAAAAUUCUCGCGAAUUAUUCUAUGUUAAUAGACUGAUGAAUUAAAAAUGUGUGCAAUCACAUCUUGCAUUGAAGCGAUCUUGAUUAAUUACUGCGUUUAUUUACUUCCGGUCAAAUUAUUGAAAGGAUUUUAAUAAUUUUUUUGUCGAUCGCUGUGAUAAUUAGUCAUAGGAUGCGAAUAGAAAUUGUUGUGGUAGUUGAGAUUGAUGAUUAUUUUCGGAUUUGUUUUGUCCAGCUAAGUUAAUAAUUUUAUUUACUUCAUUGAUAUUCAUCUGAGUAUUUCAAUUAUUUUUAAAGAUACUUUUAAAUGUCAAAGUAAAUUGAAUAGUUUAAUAUUCUAUCGAAUGAUCCUCAUUCAUGUCAUUGUAGUCCCAUUUUUACGAACAUUCAUUUGCCAACUCUUGAUUGAAUUUGGGUGAUAUUUUAAAUAAAUAAAUUAAAUGAUCAA